AUGGAGUCCUACUUCACACUCAACUGCCUCAUCUUGGGCGAUGACCCCAGCUGCAUCUUCUCAGUCAAGAUUAAUGAAUUCGAUGGCGUUGAUGCUUGCCGCCUCAAGCUAUGGAAGGUCGAUAUCAACCCGGAGAAGGAGAAGUUAGAUUUACCGCACGAUGCCAAUCAGCUCAAGCCGCUUACCCGACUCUUGAGGGUGGCCAUCAUUAGACCAGAGGACGGACACCUUCAUAUAUUUGUGCAACCCCCGACCAUCGAGCUCAACUGCUUAGUCUUAGGCGACGACCCCAGCCAUAUCUUCUCGGUCGAGAUUGUAAAGACAAAGGCUGUCGGUCACAUGAGAGAGGCUAUCAAGGAAGAGAAGAUAUAUUCGCUCUGCGACGUGGCUGCAGACACUCUCCAGCCAUGGAAAACGACUGUGAAAACCUUGAGCGAUAACGAGCUGACUAUGGCAUUGUCGGCGGUUAUGCCCAACUUCUUCACUAAUGAGGCAGAUCGAGCUUCCAAAUCCCAUGAAAUCCUGCAGGAGCACGACAUCGACCUAAGUCCCAUAAGAGUCAAAUACACCACCUAUAACACCGACGAUGACAAACAGUACAGAUAUUUCCGCCCCGCAAUCGCUCAAGUUACGAACGAGAUAGGAUCCACGGAGGCUGAACCUCACAUGCAAGCUCUUUCAUGCUAUAUACAUUCCACCAGCUCUUUCGCGAAGGACAACCCUGCAUUUAGGUUUCCCUGCAUAGUGGUCACUCUAUUCGGCAAGUUUGCAGUAUUUGACAACUCGCGAUGCACUGACCACGACUUAAACAGGGCUGUACAUCGACUUCUCAGCCGCUGUUUGGAGCACCCGUCCAAACAUGCAGGUGAUUUCGACUGCUUUUAUCACCACACCGAUACCAAAAUGCGUACGAUGGUCGCGCGGCACGUUCGUGCGCUCAGGAAAGCUCUUCAGUCUCUCUCGGAAUGUUACAAGAGCAUGUUAUCAAGCACUACAUCCCUUUGUCCCGAUCCACACCUCAAAUUUCUGGAUUCUGAAUUUCCAGAUCCCAGGUUUCCAUAUCCAUAUUCUUAUACUUGCAUGGAGACAUCGUCGACGUGUCAUUUCACGUACUGCCAUCAAAUAGAUACUACCAAACCACUCUUUUCCGUGAAGACAACCGAUGGCAUUACGCUCUGCGUCAAGUUUGUCCGUCGCUACUCUAAGGAAGCACAUCAACGAUGUGCUUCCGGCGGCUUCGCUCCAGUACUGCACGGCUUUGAGAAGCUGCCAGGUGGAUGGUACAUGAUUGUGAUGGAGAUGAUUACAGAAGACUAUUGUCGUCUCUGGGAACUUUUCGCUCCUUACCCUCAUCAUGACGCCAUCGCUACGGUACUCCGGUCUCUUCACCUAGAAGGUUAUGUUCAUGGAGACAUUCGGAAAGUAAAUAUCAUGGUAAAAAGGGACCUCAGCCCUGGAUUCAAGUUGAUGGAUUUUGACUGGUCUGGGGUAAUAGGCGAAGUCCAAUACCCAAUGAACGUAUUUCGAGGAAAACAUCUCUGGAGACCUGAUGGAGCGGAAGACGGACGGUUGAUCUUGGUUGAACAUGAUAUUCAGACGUUGCACGCCAUGUUUCCAGGCCGCACUUUUAUUUGA
This is a messenger RNA of Suillus subaureus, 1635 nucleotides long. RefSeq lists its product as uncharacterized. Gene Ontology annotation, biological process: protein phosphorylation. Bases 1 to 1635 code for a protein of 544 amino acids. The transcript has 4 exons. NCBI's taxonomy places the organism in Eukaryota, Fungi, Basidiomycota, Agaricomycetes, Boletales, Suillaceae. The record is from RefSeq and is a predicted model, not a curated record. Gene Ontology annotation, molecular function: protein kinase activity.